Molecule: messenger RNA, 435 nt
Organism: Trichoderma virens Gv29-8
Lineage: Eukaryota; Fungi; Ascomycota; Sordariomycetes; Hypocreales; Hypocreaceae
Exons: 2
Coding region: 1-435 (144 amino acids)
Source: RefSeq, a predicted model, not a curated record
AUGGCAGACAGACGAGAACCCACGGCUUCCGAAGCCAUGUUCUUCUUUGCCAUCGUCAAGCAUACCCGCAAUAAGGCGGAUAUUGACUGGGAUGCCGUUGCUCAAGAGCAAGGUUUCAAGAAUGCCGAGGUCGCCAAGGUGCGUUUUGGACAAGUCAAGCGCAAGCUCGGUAUCAACACUGAGACAGCUACUACUCCAAAGAAGGCCAGCGCUACUUCUACCACCUCGACUCCAAGCAAGGUCCGCAAGACCCCAACCAGCCGCGGCAAAGGAAAAGGCAAGGGCCGCGGUGGAGUCAAGAAGGAAGAAGAGAUCGGAGCUGGUGCUGAAGCCGGCGCAGAUGCUGGAGAUGACAUCAAUCCUUUUUCGUCUCCCAUCAAAGGAGAAGUUGGUGGCAUCGACCUCAAGGCGGAAGAUCGGGAAGAUCCUUUCUAG